AGUCGACUGCUGUCUCAGACGUUGAUGAAUCAUGGACUUUGCAAAGGAACUGCAAAAUAUUUUGGAUGAGUUGCGUAUUUCCGACAGUGAUCGCACCAACUACACUAAGGAUGCUAUAGAAAUCCAAAAUCAUGUGAUUGAGAAAUUAAAGUUGGCAGACGAUAAUUUCCACAAGGCAUUUGAUGGACUUAGUCUUGGAGGAAGCUACUUGGAUAGGGUGAAAUUGAAAACCCCUGAUGAAUUUGAUUUGCAUAUGAAGCUGAAGUUUCCAUUCCCAAUCACCCCGGAGAAUGACGAGAAGGGAUUCGUGCUCUUGUGUGCAAAUUACCACAAUCAUCCUAUCGUAGCCGGCAAUUACAUAAAUCGAAAGAAUCUUCAAGAUUGGUUACGCGAUGCAUUCGAUAGGGCGUUCAAAUCAAAAGUAAGUCUUCGAUGCAAGACUGGAGAGGAAUAUGACGUAAUCUACACGGCCAAGGGCUACGGAUGUGCCCACACCAUUGAAGCUGAGGGGGAGACUCGUUCCAUAUCGUUCGAUAUCGUGCCAGCAUUCGAGUUCGCUUCGGCCCAGUGGCCGUGCGGCAAUCCAGGCAUUUAUAACAGCCGUAAGAAAAAUAUGCGUAAAUUCCCAUGGUUCGCUGUACCGCAACACAAGCCGGGCUCAAGGGACGAUCAGCGAACCUUUAUGGUAUGUGCCCCCCAUUGGGAACGCCAGGUAACGCAGGAUAUGGAUAACUUCAAAAAUGUGUUGCGCCUGAUGAAGGGAUUGCGCGACGCUCACGCGACCGAUUUUCCUCAUCUAUCAAGCUACAUGAUGAAAACUGUCUUGCUCCAUCAACUGGGAAAAGUUAGCUGGACAAUGAAUUUGCCGACUCUCUUUAUAAAGAUGUGGAAGUGUUUGGUAGAUUAUCUACUAAGUGGCUAUAUGAAUUUUUUUUUGGCAAAUGGCCAUAACAUUUUUGAUCGGAUGAGUCGUGGAGAAGUCCACACGUGCUACACUACAGCUUCACGUUUACUUGCGGAGCUUCAGUAUGUUGAUCUUAAUAAAAACUACGACGAAAUCGCUAAACUUUUUAAAGUUUUUGAUUAAGACAACAUUUGUAUACAUUAAACAUUUUGUAUUUGUGUUCUAUUCUUCCAAAUAAAUUCAUAUC
This is a messenger RNA of Drosophila persimilis, 1151 nucleotides long. RefSeq names its product cyclic GMP-AMP synthase. The record is from RefSeq and is a predicted model, not a curated record. Lineage: Eukaryota; Metazoa; Arthropoda; Insecta; Diptera; Drosophilidae. The transcript is spliced from 2 exons. Bases 32 to 1087 code for a protein of 351 amino acids.